Molecule: messenger RNA, 4139 nt
Organism: Aethina tumida (small hive beetle)
Lineage: Eukaryota; Metazoa; Arthropoda; Insecta; Coleoptera; Nitidulidae
Product: ATP-binding cassette subfamily C member 4-like
Exons: 8
Coding region: 146-4036 (1296 amino acids)
Biological process (GO): transmembrane transport
Cellular component (GO): membrane
Molecular function (GO): ATP binding; ABC-type transporter activity; ATP hydrolysis activity
Source: RefSeq, a predicted model, not a curated record
UUACCGAACAAAGAGGCCUCGUAAUCGUUUAAAUCCAUUACAAAUAUUAACAUCAUUUUUAUUAAUAUAAUAAUAACAAGAUAGGCGAACCGCUUCACUUUUAGCUGUGAGCUCGAGAUGAGGAUGAAAUAAAGCGCCCAUCAAAAUGGAUCACUGCCAAACUCAGACACGAAAAAUUCACCCCAUCGAAAACGCAAACUUUUUUUCAAAAUUAUCUUUUUUUUAUACGGGAAAGUUGUUUAGAAAAGCGUUGAAAAAUGAGUUGGAAGAAACGGAUCUCUAUCAGGUCACAGAGCAGUGCAAUUCGAAGAGACAAGGCGACCGAGUCGAACUCGCUUGGAAUAAGGUUUUAAAGAACGGCGGCAAACCCACCAUUGGAAAACUGUUGUGGAAAUGUUUCGGCCUCAGGUAUCUUCUUUUGGGCUUGAUACACGUCUGCUUCAGAGUCUUCACGGGAGUGGUUGAACCAUACGUCAUGAGUCAACUGAUAGGCUACUUCAAGGAAGGCCAAACUAAAUUGACGAAACAAGACGCGUACUACUAUGGCGGAGUGAUGAUGUUUUUGAACAUCUUCCAUUUCUUCUAUUUUCACAACUGGUGCCUGUACAUGCAAACGUUGGCGAUUCAAAUCAGAACCGCCUUUUCCUCUCUGAUUUACCGAAAAUCAUUGAAACUGACACCUUCAGCUUUAGUGGACGUAAACUUCGGCAACAUUGUUACAUUAAUCACCAAAGAUGUUCAGACAUUCCAAACGUCCAUUUGGAUGUUCAACGAUUUUUGGAUUUAUUCAAUUCAAGCUUUGGUUGUGUGUUCUCUCUUGUACUACAGGAUGGGCUUCAUGGCGUUCAUGGGUAUAGGGAUUAUGCUCACUUUCAUACCCUUACAAAUGUACAUGGGAAGAAUCGUGACCAGAAUGCGACUGACUGUCGGUGCGAAAACAGACGAGAGGCUCCAAGUUACGCAAGAAACCUUGUCCUCCAUCCGCAUCAUAAAGUUCUACACUUGGGAACAAUUUUUCGACGACAAAGUCACGGCAGCAAGAAAAAAAGAAGUGAACGCGAUGCUAAAAGGAUUCUACAUGAGAAUAAUGUUAAUAAUGCUCGGAAUUCUCGGCUCGAAGUUCUCCUUCUACGCACUGAUCAGUGCGUAUUUGUGGUACGGAGAAGACGUUUCGGCCGAUUUAAUAUUCUACAUAGUGGCGUGUUUUAAAGAACUUCGUCACUCUUUGGGUUUCAUGAUCCCAAUAGGUUUGGCGAGAGCUGCCGAAUUGUACGCUGCCAUUUGUAGAAUCGACGUCAUUUUACAAGCUGAGGAGCUACAAAAACCCGAAGGAUCGGACGAGAUCACCAUCAAACCGAAGAUAGAACUGAAAGGCGUCAGCGUCAAGAUCAAAGACAAAACUAUUUUAAAAGAUCUUUCCAUCUCGGUGAACUGUGGCCUUAUUUUGGUAACAGGGAACGUCGGUUCCGGUAAAAGUGCCCUGCUCAAAACGAUACUGCAGGAUUAUCCCAAGGACGUCGGUCACUUGGUGACGUACGGCAGGAUUUCGUACGCCUCCCAGGAUCCCUGGCUGUUCCCGUCGUCGGUGAGGCAAAACAUCCUCUUCGGCGACAAAUACAAUGCGGAACGCUACGAGGAAGUCGUGCGAGUAUGUGCGUUGAAAUACGACCUGGAUUUGCUCGACAAUCGCGACGAAACCAUCGUGGCCGAUCGAGGUAUCAAUCUGAGUAAAGGACAACAGGCCAGAAUUAAUCUCGCCAGGGCUGUUUACAGGGACAGCGAAAUUUACCUGUUGGAUGACUCUUUGACUGCGUUGGAUGCGCACGUGCAGGAUUACAUUUUUAACGAGUGCAUUAGAGGAUUUCUGAAGGACAAAUUGGUUAUUUUGGUGACACAAAGUGCGGCUCAUUUGGAGGAAGCGGACACGGUGAUUAUUAUGAAAGAUGGAACUAUUAAAUCUGCCGGAAAGCCCACGAAGAACUUGCUCAAGGAAGCCGCGGAACUUAUUGGAGUGGAGGAUGAUUUGGAGAAGGAGGGCAAGGAAGAUGAAGGGUACGAAAUUGUAGAAAAUGGAGAUGAGAAGGAAGAAACAAAAGAAGAGGAAACUGGUUUGAUACAAGCUGAACAACAAGUCAAAAGGAAAAAGGUUUAUCAUGAGGAGAAGAAGAAGGGAAGCGUCGCAUUUAAGGUCUACGAAAAAUAUGUGCAGUUUGGAGGUGGUUGGCUGAUGUUUGUUUUAAUCCUCAUAUGCUUCAUAAGUGCACAGUACAGUGAAAGUUAUUCGGACGGACUGCUCAGUAAAUGGGUGGAUUAUCAACCGAAAAUCAUUGUGUGCAAUGAAACUGUUUGGAAUUCAACGAAUAAAUCAAGCCCAGAACACAAUUUCACUUUAAGUGAAACGGUGACGGAAGUCACAUUACAUACCACCACUUUAUCAGAUGCACUAAACUUGACGGCAAACAACAUAUGUUCGGAUUAUGUGGAAAAGAGCAAUUUCGCUUUCAACAUGUUCACAGGAAUGAUGGCCGUUUCCGUUACUUUAAUGUUACUUAGAUCCUACGUUCUGUUGAACUUUGCCAGAGUCGCGUCGUUCAACAUCCACAAAGCCAUGAGUCAUUCGAUCAUCAACGCCGUGAUGAGCUUCUUCGACUCUCAUUUUAUCGGUAACGUGAUCAACAGAUUCUCGCAGGACUUGAGCAACAUCGACGAACAUCUUCCUAGUAUUAUGCAAGAGUGUGCCAGGGUGCUCUUCUCAGUUCUAGGCGUCGUAGCUUUAUUGACACUCGUAAACUGGCGUUUCUUUAUAGGCUUCUUGAUUUUCUUCGGCGUACUGAUUCUUGUUAGGUACACGUACAUGCCCACAGGUCGUAGCUUGAAACGACUGGAAGCUUCAACACGAAGCCCCUUAUUGGGACAUCUGAAUGCGUCCUUGGAAGGUCUGACCACAAUCAGGGCAUUUAAGCAACAAUCAAUACUCAUUGACGAAUUCGACAGACAUCAAGACUUGUACACUUCAGCCCAUUACACGUUAACUUGCUCAUCUAGGGCUUUAGGAUUUUGCAUUGACGCCAUGUGUUCCUGCUACAUUUUCUUGAUCAUCAGUCGGUUCCUCUUCUUCGACACUGAUGAGACUGCAGGAAAUGUAGGUUUGGCAAUAACUCAAGUAUUGGCGUUGGCUGGUCACGUGCAAUGGGGUGUUAGAUGUUGGGCAGAACUGGAAAAUUUGAUGACCUCCAUGGAAAGAGUGAUCGAAUACACGCAGGUCAAAGCUGAGAAUGUCGCUGGUCAGGUUAUUCCCAACUGGCCGAAUAAAGGAGCUGUCAAAUAUAAUAAUGUGUCUUUGACUUAUAACAACACGCACGAAAAAGUGCUAAAGAACUUGGACAUUAACGUCGAAGCUGGCGAGAAGAUCGGCAUUGUGGGAAGAACCGGAGCGGGAAAAUCUUCGAUUAUAUCCACGUUGUUCAGGCUGUACGACAUCGAGGGCAACAUCACGAUCGACGGCGUGGACACCAAAACCGUGCAGUUAUAUUAUUUGCGGCAGAACAUCGCGAUCAUUCCGCAGGAUCCGAUUCUGUUCAGCGGCACCAUGAGAUCGAACAUCGAUCCGUUGAACAAAUAUUCGGACGCCCAAAUUUGGGAGGUGAUUGAAAAGGUGAAGGUCAAACACUUGGUGCCCAGUUUGGAUAUGGAGAUCACAGAAAGCGGCACCAACUUCAGUUCCGGACAGAGACAACUGAUCUGUUUGGCCAGAGCGAUCAUCAGGAAGAACAGGAUCGUCGUUCUUGACGAAGCCACGGCCAAUAUGGAUCCAGAAACGGACGUUUUGUUGCACAACACGAUUAAGGAGAACUUUCAGAACUGUACGGUGUUCACCAUUGCUCACAGGUUGCACACCAUCAUCGAUUGUGACAAAGUUUUGGUGCUUGAUCGAGGCGUUGUUGCCGAGUACGAUAAUCCUAAAAAUCUACUGAAAAACAACAAGGGGCUAUUUUAUAAGAUGGCUGAUCAAUAUGGACUGUUGGAUGGAAAAUAAUUAUUUAUUUGUUCUAUUUAUUAAAUAUCUUAUUACUUGUUUUAAAGUCAUAAAAUACUAUGUAUUUUGUUGCAAAAUUUAAUUUAAUAAAACAUUACGAAUA